This is a messenger RNA of Rhipicephalus sanguineus (brown dog tick), 1369 nucleotides long. Its product is annotated as lipase member J. Gene Ontology annotation, biological process: lipid metabolic process. The record is from RefSeq and is a predicted model, not a curated record. The transcript is spliced from 9 exons. Bases 8 to 1282 code for a protein of 424 amino acids. NCBI's taxonomy places the organism in Eukaryota, Metazoa, Arthropoda, Arachnida, Ixodida, Ixodidae. Gene Ontology annotation, molecular function: hydrolase activity, acting on ester bonds.
AAAAGGAAUGAAUACCAUACGAGUCCAUGCUCUCCUUUUAAAGGUUAUGACACCGCAGUUCUGCAACACUGUGGCGUUCGUCCUGUGGAACAUUCGUUACGCCCGAAGCCGGAUUCAUCUCGACCCAGAUGCGUCCCGGAAUGUCUCUGAGCUGAUUACAAGCAAGGGAUAUCCCGUGGAAGAGCACACUGUGACAACCGACGACGGCUACGUCUUACGUGUUCAACGGAUACCCCACGAAAAGAGCGACGGCGCACAACGGACUAACCACAAUGUCCACAGCGAAGGAAGGACGCCAGUGCUCGUACUGCACGGAACGGCCAUGUCGUCCGCUGACUUUGUCCUCAAUUUUCCACAUCAAAGUUUAGGAUUUCUACUCGCUGACGCUGGCUACGACGUCUGGCUUGGCAACUUUCGCGGCAAUAUCUACACUAGUCACACCAGAUACUCUAGAGUUAAUCCCUUCUUCUGGAACUUCAGUUUUGACGAAAUGGUGAAGCACGACCUGCCAGCUACGAUAGACGCAGUGCUGAACGUGACGCAGCAAGAACGACUCCUGUACAUCGGCUGGUCUCAGGGAUCUCAGGUUCUGUUCGGCCUUCUCUCCGAAAAGCCUGAGUACAACAGCAAGAUCGUACUUUUCACCGCCAUGGCUCCGGUAGCCUACUUGGGACGCAUGAGGACCCCUUUGCUGGCAUUCGAGCCGUACGCUGACGUCAUAGCGACAUUCCUCAGACUCACCGGAAGUGGAGGACUCAUGGUAAACACAGCGCUGACAAAGCUACAAGCCGCGCUCGUGUGCGGAAGUGACUUCACGGUGGAUUUGUGCAUCGCAGCGGUAGCUGUACUGAACGGCAUCAACUGGAACCAGCUGAACAUCAGCCGGCUGUCAGUGUACCUAAGCCACGACCCUUCGGGCACCUCAGUGCGUAACGUCUACCAUCUUACCCAGCUCAUUCGUUGCAACUGCUUCCGGAAGUACGACUACGGGAUGCUACUCAACAUAAUGAAUUACAGAACGUGGCGGCCGCCCAAGUACGAGCUGUCCCGCGUGCGAGUUCCCGUGGCGCUGUACCACAGUGCGGGCGACUGGUACGCCGACCCAUGGGACGUGGCGCGAUUGCAAAGGGAGCUGCCCAGCGUGGUGCAUCUCUACACGGUGGCCGACCGGAGGUUUACGCAUUACGACUUUGUUGUUGGAACGGGCGACGACGCAACUCUCCUGUACAGAGAAAUGAUACGCUUCAUGGAGCAGUAUCGGAACGACGCCGUCCCCGAGUAGGCCACGACACCUAUAUCGUGAUCACAGUGAAGUCUAACGGACGUCACUGAUAAGACAUUGAUAUUUAAAGCAGUUCUGAAUCACUUU